This is a messenger RNA of Cyprinodon tularosa, 848 nucleotides long. RefSeq lists its product as uncharacterized. The coding region runs from base 93 to 848 and encodes 251 amino acids. NCBI's taxonomy places the organism in Eukaryota, Metazoa, Chordata, Actinopteri, Cyprinodontiformes, Cyprinodontidae. Gene Ontology annotation, molecular function: transmembrane signaling receptor activity. The transcript has 4 exons. The record is from RefSeq and is a predicted model, not a curated record. Gene Ontology annotation, biological process: cell surface receptor signaling pathway.
CGUCUCUCACAGUGAAUCCUGAGAAGGAGAAACAUUUUACAGAUCAUACUGUCUCACUUAACUGUGGAGGUAGCUCAACUGAGUGGAGAGUAAUGAAAUAUACAGUAAUAAACCGUCAGUCAUACUUAUCUGACUGCUCCACUUCGUGGGAAAUGACUGGAUCAUCAUGUACCAUCAACAGCCAGCAGUUCGAUGAAUCUGUGUACUGGUGUGAGACUCAAAGAGGAGAGUUCAGCAAUGCAGUCAACAUCACUAUAUACAAGCCAAAACCUGUCCUGACGGUGUCUGCAUCAUGGCUGGGCCCUGAAGCAUCAGUUAAACUGAAGUGUCAGAUUGAAAAACUGUCUGCAGGCUGGAGGUUCUACUGGUAUAAAGCUGUUCCUGACUUAUCACUGGACACCUACAAGUAUCAACUGUUGUCUGAUAACAUCAAAGGGACUGUAGAGGACUCCUACAUCAUCCAUAGACAGACACUCACAGCAGGAUAUGCAUGUAGAGCUGUAACAGGGAACCCAGGGUAUUUCACAGAUUACAGUGAACCAAACUUUGUCUGGUCUCCAGAUUCUCAUUCAGCAGAGUCUCUUAUAGUAACUUCUGACAGAGAGCAACACUUCACCUCCGAGUCUUUGACACUGAACUGUGGUGGAAACUCUACUCAGUGGAGAGUAAAGAGGUUUACAGAAACAGGAUAUCUCACAUAUAUCAAAAAUUGCUCAAACUGGAGAGCAAUGACUGGAUCCUCAUGUACCAUCAACAGUCGUCGGUCCUAUAAAGCAGUAUACUGGUGUGAGUCUGGAUCAGGAGAGUUCAGCAAUGCAGUCAACAUCACUGUACAGGGUACAGAGUGA